Messenger RNA from Cordyceps militaris CM01, 1503 nucleotides. Its product is annotated as Zn cluster transcription factor Rds2, putative. The coding region runs from base 1 to 1503 and encodes 500 amino acids. The transcript has 6 exons. The record is from RefSeq and is a predicted model, not a curated record. Gene Ontology annotation, cellular component: nucleus. Gene Ontology annotation, molecular function: zinc ion binding; DNA-binding transcription factor activity, RNA polymerase II-specific; RNA polymerase II transcription regulatory region sequence-specific DNA binding. Lineage: Eukaryota; Fungi; Ascomycota; Sordariomycetes; Hypocreales; Cordycipitaceae. Gene Ontology annotation, biological process: regulation of DNA-templated transcription.
AUGACGGACCGCAAAUCUCUCGAUGUCGGCCCCAACGGCAAGGACAAGUCUAAGCCUAAACCCAGUGUAGCUGUCAAAGAGGGCACUCCUAAAGACCAAAAUGGCAACGGCGCGCAAAAGACUAGCCCCAAGAAGCGCCGCAAGGUCAACCACGCCUGCGUCUAUUGUCGCCGUUCUCACAUGACUUGCGACCUUGAGCGACCUUGCACCAGAUGCAUCAAGCGAAAUAUUGGCCAUCUCUGCCACGACCAACCUCGCGAGAGCGACAUCAAGAAGCCGAAAUCAUCCAAACAGGACUCCAUCGACGAAUCCGAGGCUGCUUCGACAACGUCCACCAUGGGCCCUCCGCCGGCAUUCGACGGCCGACAGCGUUCCGACUCUGGCUUCGGCGGUGUCCUUGGCCAGGGCAGCAGCGGUCUUGGCAUGGUCCCCAACCUCGACCUGCAGCCCAGUGCCAUCAAUCCCACUGGUAACAUGAACCAGUUCGCUGGCUUUUCCGAUGCUUGGCUCACGGCCCAGAACUUCAACGGCAUGAAUCAGUACAAUCCCAACUACAUGGUUGGCGACAAUGUCAACGAGUUUAAGCUCCUCAAUGACUUUCUCAACAGCAACCUUCUCGACGAGCCUGGUAUCGCGCCAGAUGACACUCAGACUACAACGCCGACGUUUGUCCGCAGCCAGUCUGAACUCGCCGCCAGCUUCAACGCCGCGCAGUCUGGCUCCCCAAACCUCACCACCUCCAUGCCCCCGCCGCCUCCCGCCGGCGCGGCUUCGGCUAGUACCCCCGGUCGCCCGCGCUCGUCGCGCAUCGCUGCCGCCGCCGAUAAGGACAAGGAGCGCGAGUACUACCUGCAAGCCGCCGACCCGGCGGGUAACGCCAUUGGCGAGGAGCGCAUGUCGCGCGUGCUCAUGGCCAAGUACGACGCGGGCCUCCUCAAACCCUUCAACUAUAUCAACGGCUACGCGCGCCUCGGCAAGUACCUCGAUGGGCACAUUGCUGCCUCGUCGAAACAAAAGAUUCUUCGCACCAUUCACCAUUUCCGACCCAAGUUUAGGGAAAAGGCCCAGGGACUCACGGAUUUGCAGCUGCUCUAUGUCGAGAUGUGGUUUGAGCGCCAGCUCAUGGACUAUGACCGUGUCUUUGCGAGUAUGGCCGUGCCAGCCUGCUGUUGGCGACGGACGGGUGAAAUUUUCAGAGGAAACAAAGAAAUGGCAGAGCUCAUCAACGUUCCCGUUGACCAAUUACGCGACGGCAAGAUUGCGCUUCACGAGAUUCUGACCGAAGAGUCCAUGGUCCGCUACUGGGAGGAAUUUGGCACCAUUGCCUUUGACCCCUCCCACGACACCUUGCUCACGGCGUGCUCGCUGAAGAACCCCAGUGACUCGUCGGACCACCCGAUCAUAAAGUGCUGUUUUUCGUUUACUAUUCGGCGUGACGAGCAUAAGCUGCCUGCGCUCAUCGUAGGAAACUUCUUACCACAUGAUCCGCCCACGCCAGAAUAA